CGGAAGCGCGUGAACCCGCACGGAUGACAUGAGAAGCACAUUAUACGUAAUGCAUCAUAUGAAGUCACAUCUGAUCCCCAGUUUCAACCUUUGACUUGCAAUCACCCAGAAUCAUGGCCUCCGGCGACCAAGACCAAGAGUCUCUUCAGACUCAAAACCACUACUUGUGUGGUUCUCUAGCAGCGUUCGCCAACAUUGUUAUCACAUUUCCUAUUCACAAAGCCCUGUUCCGCCAGCAGCUGUUUGGCGUGCAUGCAUGGGAUGCCGUGCGAGGGCUCCAGAGGGACGGUUUGCGAACCCUAUAUCGUGGCAUCCUUCCACCGUUGCUCCAAAAAAGCAGCACAAUCGCAAUUAUGUUCGGACUCUACGAGGAUUUCUCCAGGAUGCUGAGGGUUUACGUUCCCGAAGCCCCCGUCCAGUUAAGAGAUGCCAUUGCAGCAAUAUUAGCAGGAACAGCAGAAGCAGUUUUGACACCAUUUGAGAGGGUGCAAACUCUACUGCAGGACCCUCGCCAUCAUGGGAACUUUCAAAACACUGCACACAUUUUCCGUGUUUUGCUACAGCAACAUGGCUUUCUAGAGCUGUACCGUGGCCUCGUCCCGAUCCUGAUCAGAAAUGGUCCCAGCAAUGCUUUGUUUUUUGGUUUGCGUGGACCGAUUAAGGAAUUUCUCCCUGAAGUUGAGUCAAAGGCUGGGCAUUUAAUUAAUGAUUUUGUAUGUGGAGGGAUUUUGGGAGCAGGUCUCGGGGUGGUGUUUUAUCCUCUAAAUGUGGCCAAGUCUCAUGCGCAGGUACAGAUCGGAGGACCGUUUCAGUCCUCCAGGGUGAUUUUAGCCAGUGUUUUGAGAGAGAGGGAUGGGAAGGUGAGCCGUCUGUUUCGGGGUGUGCAUUUGAACUUCCAGAGGUCGAUAUUUUCUUGGGGCAUCAUAAAUGCUGCGUAUGAACUCUUGUUGAAAAUGAUGUGAUGGAGAUGAGACGUGGAGUUAAGGUGGAAGAGCAUCCAUGAUUUGCAGACAUUAGUCUUCCUUUUAUUCUAUAUCUGCUGCUAAAAAAA
Danio rerio (zebrafish) is the source of this 1051-nucleotide messenger RNA. RefSeq names its product solute carrier family 25 member 51a (gene slc25a51a). The record is from RefSeq and is marked predicted. Gene Ontology annotation, cellular component: membrane; mitochondrial inner membrane. Lineage: Eukaryota; Metazoa; Chordata; Actinopteri; Cypriniformes; Danionidae.